Messenger RNA from Pocillopora meandrina, 531 nucleotides. Lineage: Eukaryota; Metazoa; Cnidaria; Anthozoa; Scleractinia; Pocilloporidae. The record is from the annotation of a GenBank genome assembly.
AUGAAGAAAAUAAUCCGCAUCCUGCCAAUUCAGACCAGUGUCCAGCAGGUCACCCCAGACUUUGAAAGGGCUGUCUGGAAGGCGCUUAGAUCCGUCCUGCCAGCAGUGCAGCUUCAGGGCUGCGUGUUCCACUGGACCCAGGCUCUUUGGAGAAAGGUUAGUUCAUGUCAAGCACUCUUUUUUCGCUGCUGAAAAAAAAGGUGAAUAAAAGGCAAUAAACUGAUUAUUAAAGUUUAUUAAACAAAUAUAUACAACUGUUAGAACGUAAGCGUCAACCGUUAUAGCGUUAGGACAAACUGUCAACCGUGUAUCAUCAGCUUUAGCAGUCCGUUCGUUAGUCGUACGUUUUCCUUAAAGUCAAAAAUUUUAACUUUUUGUCUACGCCAGGUGCAAGAGCUUGGCCUCCAAACUGCAUACAGUAACGAUGAAGCAACGUACCGGUUCAUCAGGAAAGUAAUGGCCCUCCCGUUCCUCCCUCACUAUGAGAUCAGACCGAUGUUCGUGCGCCUCAGCGUUCUGGCACAGACCCAG